Molecule: messenger RNA, 753 nt
Organism: Penicillium cataractarum
Lineage: Eukaryota; Fungi; Ascomycota; Eurotiomycetes; Eurotiales; Aspergillaceae
Product: kinase-like domain-containing protein
Exons: 2
Coding region: 1-753 (250 amino acids)
Biological process (GO): protein phosphorylation; mitotic DNA damage checkpoint signaling
Cellular component (GO): nucleus; cytoplasm
Molecular function (GO): ATP binding; protein serine/threonine kinase activity
Source: RefSeq, a predicted model, not a curated record
AUGGUAGUCAAUGGCCGAACCGGUCUAUCAGCCGCCGCAAAACGAAAUUUGAAGUCACCUAAGAAUGGAUAUGCUGUGGAUCAAGAGAUUGAGAUGACAUCCCGUAUCUCCAAAUUGACGCAUCAACGGAUUCGAAACUUCCUCGAUGACGAGUGGAUGCCGACUGUCGAUAAUAUCACAGACGAAUACAUCAUCAUAUCACCUCUAUUGAAUGCAACAUUCCGCUCCUUAUACACCUCAAACGUGUCGCACGUGGGCCGGUCUAUAUUCUUCAGUCAGCUUUUGGAAGGGAUUGCGUUCCUCCAUGGGCAUGGUAUAUGCCACAGGGACGUGAAACCAGACAAUAUCCUGGUGAAAAGCUAUGACCCGCCCGAGGCCAUGUUGACCGAUUUUGGUUGUGCGUCGGACAAGACCCGGAUUCCAUAUGAUAGUCCAGGUACUAUACCAUAUCUUGCCCCGGAACAGGUUGAGGGACAAACGCACGGUCGAGCCGUUGAUUACUGGAGCUGUGGGAUGGUUGGAUUGGAGCUCGUUCGAGGCCAAGUAGUUGGCUCGAGGAUUCUACGUGGUCACAAUCUCACUCGCCACCAGGAUUUUCUGCGGGAUUCGGAUUCGCCGCUGAAUAUGUGUGCUUUGGCUAUGUUGCAGGUGGAUCCAGAUUCUCGGAUGACGGCCGCUGAAGCCUUGCCCUAUUUUCGAGGUUUAGAAGAAAGUAGGCCACCGCGGCCGAUGCGAAACGAUAGCCCGGCUUGA